Molecule: messenger RNA, 27934 nt
Organism: Xyrichtys novacula (pearly razorfish)
Lineage: Eukaryota; Metazoa; Chordata; Actinopteri; Labriformes; Labridae
Source: the annotation of a GenBank genome assembly
AUCGAAGAGCUGAGCGUCAGGCGGGCUGACAGGUGGCGUUGGAGGAAACAGUGAGAGCUCUGUGUGUGGAGGACUGUGAGGAGCACGAUGAAGACCCAGACCUGGCUGCUUGUUCUGGUUCUCUGUGCUGGGAGCGUGCAGGCCUGGUUCUGGAAGAAGGACCCAGAACCAACAACAACAGCAGCCCCCGUGGAGAAUAACGCAACCACGGCGACCAUGAAUGUCACCUCAGAGGCCAACGGCACCAAGAAGGUGGAGGACGAUGACAACUUGUCCGGGGUUGGGGAGGAGAUCCUCAACGUGGCCACAGGAAUCCGUAAGUUUGUGGAGGCGUGGGACGCAACCCCGACCCCGACUCCGACCCUGACCGCCAGGACUACUAAUGGAGGCCUGAAAGAGAAGGUGGAGAGCGCUAACCCAAACAUGACGGGUAAUCCAGACAGGUUCAGAGGGGAGAGGGGGGAAAGGGGGUCUGGGAUCAGGGUACCAGAUGGAUCUGAGGUAGAAUUGGAGCUGGUGUUGGAGGGUGAUAGAGUCCGGUCUGGCGGUGAGGGGUCCACAAAGAACGGGACACUUCCUGCUCUUUCUUUUCCUGGUAGUCUCCUCCAUAGUUCUGACUCACCUUGUCUCGCCCCGCCCUCCGAUUGGCCGAUUUGCUCCGGCAAACGUCCCCGAUUUCUCUCGCUGCCCAACUUUUUCAACCACACCUCUUUGGCAGAGGUGGGGGCGGUCCUACGUGAGUGGGCGUGGCUCACAAGAGAAAGGUGUCACCCCGGUGCAGAGUGGUUCCUCUGCCUCCUGCUGGCGCCCAGGUGCACCCCCACCUCCGCGUCCUUUCACCUGCCCUGCCGCAGUUUCUGCCAGGUGCUGCAGGACAGCUGCUGGGCGUCUCUGGAGAACGGGCGUCUCCCGGUGGAGUGUCAUGACCUUCCUGAGCGGCCGCAGGAGCGCGCUGGCCCUGCGUGCGUGUCAGUUAGUAACUGGAAAGGUAACCCGGCGGGUUAGAAUGUAUCCUGACUGUCGAUACAUUUUGAACCCGAUGUCCCGUCCUGUUCUGUCGGUGUUUGGACUGUUCUGCUCUGUGUCUGCUUGUUGGGUGUCGGUAACAAACGCAGUCCCCAGUUCUCGCUUGUCUUUGGUCGAUUUUGCAUGUUUAACCCAUUUUUGAUGCAAUCACAAGAACUCGGUGUCCAGGCUCUAGUUUGAUGAAGGGUUCGAGGAUGGUCAGGUGAUUUGUCUGACUGGUGUCGCCCGUCCCGUGGCCUCUUCCUGUGCUGAUUCAGCAUCACUGCCACCGUCUCCUCACUUUUCUUCUUUGCAGUUAUUUCAGUUUAACCAAGAGUUAAUAACAACAUUAUCAGCCUUCAGAACCUGGAUCCAGUUCACCUUAACACAAACAAACAGAGGCUGGAAACUGGUGAUAUUACAAGAAUAGAAACUGCACCGCCAACUAGUGUCUGGGUGGAGUACUGCAGUGUGAGGCAGACACUCAGGGGUGUUAGUUUGUCAUGUUCUCUGUGGAAUAAGAAGAGUACAGAGUCAGUGCAGAAGAGUGAAGCGGGCCGCUACUCACACAGGUUAGCAUGUUAGCAUGUUAGCCGACAAAACCCAGUGCCUAGAUACGGUGGCCGAGAACCGCUACCGCUGCAAAUAAAAAAGAAUGCAGAAAAAAAGAAGUCACGACGGAAGUUACCGAUGCAAACAAAAAAAGAAACAGUGCAGAUAAAAAAAGCCACAAAGAAAUUUAACGAUGCAAAAAAAAAGUGGCGAUGAAAAAAAAGUUCCGUACUGCAAAAAUAAAAGAAUCCAAAACAAAAAAAAAGUUACAGCAGAAGUUACUGAUGCAAAAAAAACAAAAAAAAACGAAGCUUGCUGAAAAUAAAAAAGAAACUGUGCAGAUAAAAAAAAAAGCCACAGCAGAAGUGACUGAUGCAAAAGAAGAAACCAAAGACCACUGAAAAUAAAAAAAGAAACCGUAUUGGUCCCCGGCAGCUCACUUUCGUCGUGGCUUUUUUUAAUUUGCAUCCUUUUUUUUUGCUGUAACUUUUUAUUUUUUAUUUCUGCAUCACCUCUUUAUUUUUGCGUUGUUAACUUCCGUUGUGACUUCUUUGGUUUUUUUGCAUUCUUUUUUAAUUUGCAGCAGUGGCGGCUCUCAGCCACCAUACCUAGAUUACCCACAAUGCAACAUUACCACAGUUCGGCAGAUCAGUUCAACACCAGCAUAAAUAGGUAAUGCAGUACGGGAGCCUGUGAGGACAUUUCCUCUUCCUUUCUUUUGUCAACCUUAUAUUUACUCUGACUGGAGUGACACUGACGGAGGAAAAUAAGCUGAAAAAGAGAAAGUUUCUCUUCACUUUUCUGAGUUAAAAAAAAAAAACCUGCCCUCUCAUGUCCUUCAGUCUCAUCAUUAUAAAUCUGGUUCUUUAUUGUAUUUGUUGGGACAGUGUUGGAUUUGAGUCUUCAGUAUCCCUCUAGUCUCUGCACACCUCAUUAUCAUCAAAUCUCAGCCUGUAAAGAGGAAAGUUGUUGUUGGUGUCAGUCAUUGAAAGUCUGCUCUGAAUGUGUGUACACAUGCUAAUCCUGUGGUGUCCCUCUCUGUGCAGUCUCUGUCUGAAGGAGGACGUUUAGCAUGAAUGCAUGAGAAGAAACACCUGAGCUCACAUUUCAGUCCUGGACUGCAUGACGUCUUCCUGUGAUCUUCUCUUCAGCUGUGCAGAUCUGCGUCUGCAGGAUCGACGUCACAGCUGCUCUCAAUGUUUUCUCGCUCUCCACCUUUAAGUUCAGAUUAGAUAAAUAGAUUUAAUAGACUUGAAUAUCAUUGAAUUUAAAACGUUUUCUUUUGUGGUUCAGUUUUUGUUUCCCAGUCAGUCAAAAAAAAAGAGUCAGAAGAUUUCAGCUGCAUCCACAUGGAGACAGAUGAAGUCAGAAACUGAUUUACUCACUUCUUCAGCAGCUUAAAGACAGGAAAUGCUCCAGAGGCCCGUGUCCGGCCUUGGAGUGGCGUCAUAAAUCCAGCUCUAUAGACUCCCCUCUCUCUCUCUCUCUCUCUCUCUCUCUCUCUCUCUGUGGGAGGUUAACAGCCUGAACCCUGUUACAUAAAACCGUCUUUAUCAUAUGUUUCCCACAGGAGUAUUUAAUGUAAAUGUUCCAGCUUCAAGUGGCAGAUCAUUGAGUUCCUUUCCAUGAGCCACAGGAAGACUUCUUGUUAGGAUAACCUUUGACCUUUGAGAUGUUAAAGAAAAUGGACUCUCUCAGAUAAAGGAGCUGAGAUUGAGUCUGAGUCUGCAGGUUUCUGUGGAUUCUUGCUGUUCAGAUGAAGUCAAAGUGUUUGUUUUUUGCACUACAGUGUGUUUGACUCUGCAGGUUUCCCUGUUCGCCUGUUUUUACUGAGUGUGAAACAGCUGCACUGACCUUUUCAGUGAGAACCUGCAGGUCGGAGCUCAUUAUUGUUCUGCAGACAAGGACAAACUCCAGCUUCACUUCGGCUUUUAUCACUGCAGCUGCAACCGUUCAGGAGAUGAACCCGCUCAGAUUAGGGGAGUGGAGGAGGGUUCUGGUUGGAUUAGUUUUUACUGUCAGAGAAAAAGGUUUUUGUUCUGUAGGUUUGAGAAAGACGUGACACAUUUGAGGAUUGAAAGACUUUAGUACGGAGGAGAGAUGGUUUCCUACAUGCCGCACAUUUCAUUAGACAUCCAGCGCUCCCAUCACUUCCUACUCUGGCAUGCCGGUCGUCUCGCUCCGGGGUUAUCUCCUCGUCAUCAUCGUGUUUCACAGUUUGUUCUGAUCAGCUGUUUUGUGUGGAAUCAGAGAGCGCUCGGUGUCUGAGAGGGAAACAAUCGGGCCGUCUGUGGCGAGGAAGACGGGGCCGCCAUGGCAUUUACGAUGGCGGCGGCGGCUGCGAGUGGGAAAACGAAGAGAGAGGACGGCGAUUGUGUGAUCCGUUUAGGAGAAACAACAGGGCCUUGUGACUGGGGUGGCCCAGAGUCUCUGCCAGGGGUCAGAGGUCAGCCAAUUGCCCACCCUUUAAAACCAGUUAGACUUGAUGGGUGGUAAUGAAGUGAUAGAAGUUUAGAGGAUGAGCCGGAGAGAGAGAGAGAGAGAGAGAGAGAGAGAGGGCUUUAUGUGAGCGGGAGGAAAUAACAGGAAAGACACGACACGGUAAUCUGCAGUCAGAGAGGACACGUCUUCUUCUUCUUCUUCUUCUUCUUCUUCUUCUUCUUUACUGCAGCCUUUCAGACGUUCAUGACGUGAACCGUGAACAAUAGUUCGUACCUAAAUCCCCCACAGAUCAGGAGAGUUCGUUCUCUCCAGGAGGAACUUUAGUUUGGGCAGAAAAAACGAGUCGAUGUAUAUCGUAAAACAAACCAGCAGCCAUGAAAACAAACGAUAAAAAACGGAGACGGAGAGACUGAAGGUGUGUCGGCUUUUAGAAGACAGACAUGAAGUCCUACGUGCAAACAUGAUCCAGGUCUCUGAUACCUGUUGAAACUCACAUUCCUCCAAGAUUUACUCUGGACUGGAGCCAAAACCAACCUCCUUUAUUUCUUGGGUUUUCGAUCUGAACUCCGUGACUCUCCAUCAGUCUCCGGCUCUAAUUGGCCCUCCACGCCCCGGGUUUAUUCAGACCUGGAUUAAGGUCUGUCACAGCUGUCGCCCCCGUCUGAUGUGUUGACUGGAUUUGUGGGCAUUUGAAGACGUGUGAAGUCCACUCGGUUUGGUCCCAGGAGGUUCAGACUACAGCUGGACGUGUUAAUGGUUGAACUCGCCGGUUUAAUUGGCGGUGGGCGGGGGUCACUCGGUCACUUGUUGGUGUGUGAAUUGAAGUCUGUCAUGGCUGAUGGAGACUUUUUCUCCGAGUUUCUGCAGAUUCCUACAAAAUGCAUCAUUAGAGGAGAAGAAGAGUUUGUUAUUGUAGCGCUGACUCUUCCAAAUAAGGUCUGCAGGUUUCAGAUGGAGUUAUUCUGAGGCGUGUUUUUAUGAUGGUGUAACCGUCUUCAGUCUGACGGAGCAGAAAACAUCAUUAAUGUGAAACUAAAGAAGAGUUUUCACUCGCUGAUGGACUCUGACAGAGAAGAAACCGUGUUGAAGGUGGAGAAGGACUAGUCAGACGUUCUGGUCUGGUUUAUCUGCGCUGACUUUAGUACAGGACUCAGACCUGAGUGUUUGACCUCUGCACUCAGACCAGUUUCAUUUCAUUUUCAUUUCCUUUUUGUUUGUUAAAGAGGGACAGUGUACAUUAAUGAACAUUUUAAAAAGAUAAAAUGUAAAUGGAUCCAAUUGUAGCCACAAGGCUAGUUUCCAUUGGUAGUCCCCCUGCCAGAAGGAACAUGGCUACCUAAAAAGGUGGGAAAUCAACAACUACAUAAAAACAAACAUAAUACACAAUAUUUAAAACAUCAACAUAACCCACCCGAAAGCACGCCAACCAACUAAUGAUAACAAGUUUGGUUUUCAAGUAACCACCUCUUCAAAUUUAAAUGCUCUGUAUGAAUUGGACUCUCUUAUGUUUUGUGGUAUUGUGUUCCAAUCCUUGCCUGCCCUACAAGAAAAAACUGACUGACCAAAUAAAGAUUUUCUAAGUGGGAUCUGGCAGUCUCCUCUGGCCGCCCCUCUAGUACCACUAGUUGCUGGAGAUCUAAACUGUAUGAGGUUGCAGAGUGGGGGCGGAGCUACCCUAUGACGGAUUUUAUAUGUAAGACAGCAGUUUUUGAAAAGGACAAGAUUGUUCCAGCUUAAUAACCUAUAUUUUUGAAGAACUGUGCAAUGAUGAAAAGAUCUUGUUUUUUUAUCCAGAGUUUUGAGUGCUUGUUUGUAUCGUGAUAUUAAUGGGUUUAAAGUAGUGGGGUUUGCGGUGGACCAGGCGGGUAAACAAUAAUUAAUAUGGGACAUUAUAAGAGAAAACAUGUACAUUUUUGCCGCUUCUGUUGACAUAUGAUUUCUGAUGUGCCUGAAAUUUCCAAGUGUGACCUUAAGAAUUUUGCUUACUUUUUUAACAUGAUGUUUAAAAGUAAGAUUACUGUCUAACACGAUACCUAAAUAUUUAUAUUCAUUUACAAUUUGGAUUCUUUGGUUUAGAGCGAGUUUUCAGUGACUGUAGCGUGGACGUAUUUAAAGGUGGUCUGUCAGGAUUAGAUGAGACGUAUCUGUACAAAAAAAGAUGUGUUUGGAUCCUGGACUCAUGCAUCUGCACACAAACUGGUGUUAGGAAACCAAACGUACUGAAGUCUCUGAGUCAUCGUCUGCACGGCUGCACAGUUUUCUGGACCAGCACUCCGAUUUUUUGUCCCCCUCUUUUCUUUCUCAUGAGGAGACGCUCCUCUCUUCCCUACAAUCACAUUUCAGCCUGUUUCAGCUGGCAUGUCUCCUCCAUCCCGGCUUCUGGGACUGACUGGGUCUGUGUUCUCCAUUCUAUUCGAGUCCCUCAUGGUCCAUUUUCCCAUGGACAUCUGACACGCAUUUCCUUCCUCUGCCUCCAUCUGUGCGUCCGUCUGAGUCCUCACCAGCCUUUUUUUUUUCUCUGUGCACAGUACAACAGGCGGCAGAGGAAAAUCCGCGGUAACAGAAUCCACCAAGUCAUUUUUCAUCUCCAGAUGCCCUCAGGCCUGAGAGGCGGGGCUUCAGGCCUGAGGGGCGGGGCUUCAGGCAUGUUGUUCUUGGGUAUAACGAGCUCCGUUAGCAUGAAGGUCAUCGGGGUUAACGCGAUUAUUUCAUUGAAGGGUUCUCACGUUGUCGUGUUGUGCCAGCGUACAUCUGUGGACUGGAGGAGAGCCAAGUUAAAGAAACAGCUGAUCCACCACUUAAAGGAGCAGUCACACUAAAAACACAACACACACACACACACACACACACACACACAGAUGAGUUUGUGCAGAUCUGGACUUUGUGUGAUCUGAAACUGACAUCUAUGAGGGUCUUCGGUUUGGGAUUAUUGGGGGUGUUACUUCUUACACAGCUGUUCGCACCGACGCAGGAGCCGCCAUGAGGGUCUGUGUUGGUGGAUCAGGUCCAGGUUUUGGCUGACCAGCUGACGGACUUGAUUUUUAUUGGUCCAGUUAUUGAACAGGAGAGUCUUGUUUAUAUUUGGUUUCAGGAUGUCUGCAGCUCUUCAGGCUUUAAUCCGGGACACUGCAGACCUCGCCUGUGUUUUUGGAGUCCAGUUAAACCCUGGCAGAUCCUGAGUCUGAGAUCUGAGCGGGGAUAAAGACGUGAUGUUAGUCUUACAUAAUGGUCCUGUCAGCGCUCUGAAGAAUAGGCUCACAUUAUUCUUCUUCAUGGGAGCCUUAAACUGUGACCGUGUGUGUGGGAGCGCCGUGGUCGGCUGGACGCUUUCCAGAUGUGAGUGUGUGUGUCCACGAGGUGAGACAGGAAUUCACGGGCUGGUACCAAGAAGAAACUCUCUUUUCCUCGUUCAUCAUGUCCAACACUGAGUUUGACUUUCAGAGUCAGGUCCACCGCGCUCCUGCAACAGCUGCAGCAGCUGUGUCACUCGGAGAUGAACCAAUAGCAGGUGUCCUCAGUGGGAAGUUGACCACCCGGCGUGUCCCGUCCCAGCUCCAGUUGGACGAAAUCCCACAAGAUCCGGGCUUAGCUGCACUUUGAGACAACAUAACACGGCAUUCAUACGACUGUGCAAAUGAAGUGUUUGUGUGUGGAGGAACAUGUGUUCAGGAUUAGUCUCCGUCAGUGCCGGGGGGGCGGGGGUGAGUUAGGAGCUGAUCGUCCCAUCAGGAACUUCACAUGAUAGAGUUCUGCUCAGCGGGGCGGUGAGACCCUCGUCUGAGCAGGUAAAGGUGUGAGGAGAUCCUCCUGAAGAAACAGCUGCUGAGUUACCGUGGAGAUGAUGAUGAUGAUGAUGAUGAUGAUGAUGAGGCAGUUAGGACGUGGAAAAGCUGGGAAUUAACUCCAUCUUUACAGAGCUUUUAAACAGAUCUUUGUCAUAAAAAUAGACAUUAAAUAUAUAAUAAUAAUAAUAUAUAAAUAUUAUUUUUAUAAUAUAAUAAUAAUAUAUAUAUAUUAUUUUUAUCUUAUAAUAAUAUAUAAAUAUAAUAAUAAUAUAAUAAUAAUAUAUAUAGAUAUUUUUAUAUUACAAUAAUAUAAUAUAAUACUAAUAUAUAACCAAAGAAGCUCUCGCUGCUCUCUUUCAGACUUUUCACUCUGCAUUUCUGAAACUUUGGGAAUCCCCCGCGACCUCUGACCUCUGUGACCCUUUAAUAUACAGACCACUCGUUUUAGUGCUGUCAUGAAUCUGUGGCUGACAGCACAUCCUCAGGAGACACUGAAUGAAGUUUAUGAGAGUGUAAUCUUCGCUCUUCGGCUUUUUCCCCUCGGACUCUUUCUCUGUGUGGGAACUAAAGUUUCGUUCGCCUUCGUUCGCCCCACAGUUUCACCGGACGCACCAGGAUAAAAUUAGAAGAUUUCAGCUGUGUUCCAGAUUUACUGACGUUUGUUUCCGUCUUCAGGCCGUGGACUUAAAUCAGACAGAAAAUAUUCUCUUUAUUUCUGUUAAAUAAUAAAACAAACAGAUUUAAAAUCUCUUCAACUUUAGGAUCUCAUGUCUGCAUGUGAAACUUUAAACUACAGAGAGAGUAAAUGUAAAUAUCUGAUACUUUUGGAUCAUCAGUGAACAUUUGAACUUUGAACUUCAUUUAUUAGAAAAAAACAAAAACUGUUUUUACUCCGUUUUAUUUGUUGGUUUUGUUCUUCUGUGGCGUUUCGUGAAGCGGCCCCCGGCCCUUUGACCUUUGAACCUCCUGUAUGUUAGACUCCGGGGAUGUGUGAUUUAAACAGGUCUGUGGUUUGCCCUUUGACCCGGAGGUUCAUUGUGGUUUGGGGUUUGUUGUUGCAGAAUAAAACCAUCUUCAGUUUCUCCUCAGUCCCGUUUCACAGAUUUGUUUUUGUGUUUUUUUCUCGUCUCUCAUUUUUCUCGCUCCUCUCUUGCAGAAGAAAGCGGCGUCUCUUUGCUCCAGCUGAUCGGAGACCCUCCGCCCGACGCGAUCACCAGGGUGUACGGUCCGAGGGGGGAGGCCUCCUACGUCUUCACUCCGGGCGCCUCGUCGGGCCAGCCGGCUCUGGCCCACGUCCCCAACCCUUUCCACCGCCACUUUUCCCUCAUCUUCUACAUCAAACCUUCGUCUCCGUCCGCCUCCGUCCUCUUCUCCAUCACUGACGGGCCUCAGAAGCUCAUGUACAUCGGCGUCAAACUCGGCGCCGUGCGGUCCAAACGUCAGAGAGUGCAGUUCUUCUACACAGAGCCCGACUCCGAGGCUUCGUACGAGGCGGCCAGCUUCGACGUGCCGAGCAUGGUGGGAACGUGGUCACGGUUCUCGCUCUCUGUCUUUGAGGAGACGGUGACCUUCUACCAGGGCUGUGACUCUGAGCCGCAGGUGGUCAAGUUCGAGCGCUCACCGGACCCCAUGGAGCUGGACGCCGGGGCGGGGAUCUUUGUGGGUCAGGCCGGAGGAGCAGACACAGACCGGUUCCAGGUGAGGAUGUUAGACUCACACGUUUGUAAAGUUCUGAGACUUUGAGUUUGAGGCUCUUCUGUGGAAACUUUCAGGUCUUUCAAUAACCGAUCAAAGUGAUUGAUACUCUUUAAAAACAAAGCAGCACAUGUUGAGUAACGGACACCAGGAUGUAACUGUUGGACUUCAUUAGAUCACACAACAUGAUUUAUAGAGACACACCUAAUGGAGCGUGUAGCAUCUGGAGGAGAAGUCCGUUCACCGAGCCUGAAGAGAUGUUCGCUCGCCACGUUUCUGAGACAAACAGAAAAAACAACCAUGAAUCCUCCUCCUAACGUCACCCCCGGGAGUAAAACUCCGUCCGCUCAAACAGCAGGUGUGUCACAGCAGCAGGUUCGGGUCGAGGUCACAGCCGACCGGAAGAGCAGAAAUUAACCUUCCUCUUUCUAGUAAAUCUAUUACUCCACUCCACCUCUCACCUUUGACCUCUGACCUGCACUCUGCUGCCGACCCUGGUGACCACAUGUGACUCGGGGCUUUGAAAGUGAAAAAGGAAAGGACAUAAAUUGUGAUCCCAGAGGUCUUUAAAGAGCGUCAAUCCUUGUUUUCUGGGGUCAUUAUGAACUCCACCUGCUGAGAAGGAAAAAAAAGGUUAAAAAAUGACCUUUGACCUUUGUUAAAUCUGGUGAGUAAACUCUGUUUUUUAUUCAGGGGGAGAUCGCAGACUUCAGACUGGUGGGAAACCCUCGGGCUGCGGAGCGUCUGUGUGACGAUGAGGACGACUCAGACGCCGUGAGUGUCCACGUUUUUUUAGAUUUGACUUCAAAGUGUCUGAAUGUGAAUUACGAGAGACGUCUCUGUCUUCUGCAGGCGUCCGGGGACUUUGGCAGCGGGGACGGCGAGAGGAGACAGUCUGGAAGUACUGUGAAGGUGCAGCGGAUAUCAUAUUUACGAUAUUUAUUUAAAUGUUUGUAAUGAUGGUCUUUCACUGUCCAAGAGAAUAUGAGAAUAAGUUUUCAGUCUUUGUCUUUUUUAUUUUCUAGACCACCCCGGCCUCGCUCCGCCCGGUCCCUGAGCCUCCUGUGAUUUCCUCACAGGGCAGCAGAGUCAGAGACCCAGGUAAACACACACACACACACACACACACACACACUGACUCAGCAGCUGCCAAAACGCUCUGCUCUGUCAACACACAGAUGGAUGAAAACAUGUAAUGGAAGUUUUUAAUCACAGAGGAGCUGCUGCCAAAGAAACGUCCUAUAGAUCGACUUUCUUUGAUGCAGAAAUAUGUGCAGAGCGGGGAGCGCUUGUCUGGACCUGACAGUGAGGAGUGUUUUCUGCAGGAGCCUGAAGUGGUCCAGGACUCUUUAGCUCCCCUUAGUGGCGAGUGAAAGAAGUGUAGGGGGGAAAAAAUCCUUUUGAGAGUUUAUUGAUUCUUCUUCAGAUGAAAAAAAGUCAACAGAUCCACAGACCUGCAGACCUCUCACAGUCCGUCACCGUAAAGUCUUCUGUGUUGAAUUGUAGAUGUCAGGUACGGACAGUCGGUGGACUCCAGCCGGUCUGGACAGCCCGGUCCCAGAGGUGGGUUACAGCUCUGCAGAUCAGGAUUCUGUCCUGACCAACAUCAGGCCAUCCUAUCAGGUAUAGGAUGAGCUGUGGGUGUGGCUUUGUGUGACCUCCAGCAUGUCGUCGUGUCUCUGACGUGACAACAUGAGCUUCACUCGGUGGGAGUGGUCUUCUCAGGACUGAGGAUGCAUGAUGUUAGUAAAACCGCUUUGUGUUCGGACCCUGAGCGUCUGCUUGAUGGAGGAAAUGUGAGAUUUUUCUGCAGUGACUCCUUUUAAAUCAAAUUAUAUAAGAAAAAAAUAUAUGUUUUUCAUUUUGAAGUCUAUAAUAUCUAAUCUAGAUUUAUAUAUCUAAGUCUAUAAUAUCUAAUCUAGAUUUAUAUAUCUAAGUCUAUAAUAUCUAAUCUAGAUUUAUAUAUCUAGUCUAUAAUAUCUAAUCUAGAUUUAUAUAUCUAGUCCAUAAUAUCUAAUCUAGAUUUAUAUAUCUAAGUCUAUAAUAUCUAAUCUAGAUUUAUAUAUCUAGUCUAUAAUAUCUAAUCUAGAUUUAUAUAUCUAGUCCAUAAUAUCUAAUCUAGAUUUAUAUAUCUAAGUCUAUAAUAUCUAAUCUAGAUUUAUAUAUCUAGUCUAUAAUAUCUAAUCUAGAUUUAUAUAUCUAGUCCAUAAUAUCUAAUCUAGAUUUAUAUAUCUAAGUCUAUAAUAUCUAAUCUAGAUUUAUAUAUCUAGUCUAUAAUAUCUAAUCUAGAUUUAUAUAUCUAGUCCAUAAUAUCUAAUCUAGAUUUAUAUAUCUAAGUCUAUAAUAUCUAAUCUAGAUUUAUAUAUCUAGUCUAUAAGUCUUAUCUAGAUUUAUAUAUCUAGUCUAUAAUAUCUAAUCUAGAUUUAUGUAUCUAGUCCAUAAUAUCUAAUCUAGAUUUAUAUAUCUAGUCUAUAAUAUCUAAUCUAGAUUUAUAUAUCUAGUCCAUAAUAUCUAAUCUAGAUUUAUAUAUCUAAGUCUAUAAUAUCUAAUCUAGAUUUUUAUAUCUAGUCUAUAAUAUCUAAUCUAGAUUUAUAUAUCUAGUCUAUAUGUCUAAUCUAGAUUUAUAUAUCUAGUAUAUAAUAUCUAAUCUAGAUUUAUAUAUCUAGUAUAUAAUAUCUAAUCUAGAUUUAUAUAUCUAGUCUAUAAUAUCUAAUCUAGAUUUUUAUAUCUAGUCUAUAAUAUCUAAUCUAGAUUUGUAUAUCUAGUCUAUAUGUCUAAUCUAGAUUUAUAUAUCUAGUAUAUAAUAUCUAAUCUAGAUUUAUAUAUCUAGUCUAUAAUAUCUAAUCUAGAUUUAUAUAUCUAAGUCUAUAAUAUCUAAUCUAGAUUUAUAUAUCUAGUCCAUAAUAUCUAAUCUAGAUUUAUAUAUCUAGUCUAUAAUGUCUAAUCUAGAUUUAUAUAUCUAGUCUAUAAUAUCUAAUCUAGAUUUAUAUAUCUAGUCUAUAAGUCUUAUCUAGAUUUAUAUAUCUAGUCUAUAAUAUCUAAUCUAGAUUUAUGUAUCUAGUCCAUAAUAUCUAAUCUAGAUUUAUAUAUCUAGUCUAUAAUAUCUAAUCUAGAUUUUUAUAUCUAGUCUAUAAUAUCUAAUCUAGAUUUAUAUAUCUAGUCUAUAAGUCUUAUCUAGAUUUUUAUAUCUAGUCUAUAUGUCUAAUCUAGAUUUUUAUAUCUAGUCUAUAAUAUCUAAUCUAGAUUUAUAUAUCUAGUCUAUAAUAUCUAAUCUAGAUUUUUAUAUCUAGUCUAUAAUAUCUAAUCUAGAUUUAUAUAUCUAGUCUAUAAGUCUUAUCUAGAUUUAUAUAUCUAGUCUAUAAUAUCUAAUCUAGAUUUAUGUAUCUAGUCCAUAAUAUCUAAUCUAGAUUUUUAUAUCUAGUCUAUAAUAUCUAAUCUAGAUUUAUAUAUCUAGUCUAUAAGUCUUAUCUAGAUUUAUAUAUCUAGUCUAUAAUAUCUAAUCUAGAUUUAUGUAUCUAGUCUAUAAUAUCUAAUCUAGAUUUAUAUAUCUAGUCUAUAAUAUCUAAUCUAGAUUUAUAUAUCUAGUCUAUAUGUCUAAUCUAGAUUUAUAUAUCUAGUAUAUAAUAUCUAAUCUAGAUUUAUAUAUCUAGUCUAUAAUAUCUAAUCUAGAUUUUUAUAUCUAGUCUAUAAUAUCUAAUCUAGAUUUAUAUAUCUAGUCUAUAAUAUCUAAUCUAGAUUUUUAUAUCUAGUCUAUAAUAUCUAAUCUAGAUUUAUAUAUCUAGUCUAUAUGUCUAAUCUAGAUUUAUAUAUCUAGUAUAUAAUAUCUAAUCUAGAUUUAUAUAUCUAGUAUAUAAUAUCUAAUCUAGAUUUAUAUAUCUAGUCUAUAAUAUCUAAUCUAGAUUUUUAUAUCUAGUCUAUAAUAUCUAAUCUAGAUUUGUAUAUCUAGUCUAUAUGUCUAAUCUAGAUUUAUAUAUCUAGUAUAUAAUAUCUAAUCUAGAUUUAUAUAUCUAGUCUAUAAUAUCUAAUCUAGAUUUAUAUAUCUAGUCUAUAUGUCUAAUCUAGAUUUAUAUAUCUAGUCUAUAAUAUCUAAUCUAGAUUUAUAUAUCUAGUCUAUAUGUCUAAUCUAGAUUUAUAUAUCUAGUCUAUAAUAUCUAAUCUAGAUUUAUAUAUCUAGUCUAUAAGUCUUAUCUAGAUUUAUAUAUCUAGUCUAUAAUAUCUAAUCUAGAUUUAUGUAUCUAGUCCAUAAUAUCUAAUCUAGAUUUAUAUAUCUAGUCUAUAAUAUCUAAUCUAGAUUUUUAUAUCUAGUCUAUAAUAUCUAAUCUAGAUUUAUAUAUCUAGUCUAUAAGUCUUAUCUAGAUUUUUAUAUCUAGUCUAUAAUAUCUAAUCUAGAUUUUUAUAUCUAGUCUAUAAUAUCUAAUCUAGAUUUAUAUAUCUAGUCUAUAAUAUCUAAUCUAGAUUUUUAUAUCUAGUCUAUAAUAUCUAAUCUAGAUUUAUAUAUCUAGUCUAUAAGUCUUAUCUAGAUUUAUAUAUCUAGUCUAUAAUAUCUAAUCUAGAUUUAUGUAUCUAGUCCAUAAUAUCUAAUCUAGAUUUUUAUAUCUAGUCUAUAAUAUCUAAUCUAGAUUUAUAUAUCUAGUCUAUAAGUCUUAUCUAGAUUUAUAUAUCUAGUCUAUAAUAUCUAAUCUAGAUUUAUGUAUCUAGUCUAUAAUAUCUAAUCUAGAUUUAUAUAUCUAGUCUAUAAUAUCUAAUCUAGAUUUAUAUAUCUAGUCUAUAUGUCUAAUCUAGAUUUAUAUAUCUAGUAUAUAAUAUCUAAUCUAGAUUUAUAUAUCUAGUCUAUAAUAUCUAAUCCACCUUUCUGAAGGCUGUAAAGUGGUGUAAGUGUGUGUGUGUGUGUGGGGGGGGGGGGUGUUUCUCCUAAGAACUUAAAAACUGACAGGACUCUGGAGUGGAAUUAGUGGGAUUAGUGAAUACAUGACAGUCCUCUUUGGAAAUCCUGGACCCUCUCAAGAGUAGAAGGUCCACCUGUUCCCUGAAGGUCUGGGGAUCAUCAGAGUCCAUGUCCUCUGUGAAGGCUCCAUGAAUGCUGGACUAGAUCUCCAGGGUUAGGACCAACAUCUGCUGACAUCCAGACCAGGACUUCUUCAGAGAAGACCUUCAGAUUUCAGGAGAACAGUGACGAACUCAAGUUGUAUUGGAGGACUGAGGGAGGGUGAUGGCUGAUGCUGUAGCGCCCUCUGCAGGGCAGACAGCUGUACUACCUCUGGUAAAGAUUGAAGAUGAGUUUGUCAUGUUCAUGUUAAUCCAGGUCAAUAAAAACGUCCUGGAUGAGAGGAGCGCUCCACUCAGAGGAGUACAGAUAAAAAACACAAUAAGGACUGAGAGGAAGACAAUAAAAUAAUGACACAAAAACAAAUUUAUUAAAGACAAAUCAAAGUAGAAGAGGAGGUGCAGUCGGUGCUGAGUGUGAAUGUGUGAAAUGGAGGAUAGGUUGGUGGAUAAAUGAGGGAUGAGAAUGAUCAUAUUACUCAUGAUCAAUGAUGGUGUUUGAAUUGCUGUAUUUCACACAAAUAUUUCACAGUUAAGUGGGUUAAUGCUCCGAGUUUUGUCCGGUGGUCCUGUCAGGAGUUCAGUAAACAAAGUAAAUGAGAAGAAGGACUUUUGACCUCCAUCAGAUCUUCUUCUUCUGUCAUCGAUCUCUGUCUGUAGUCCUCCUCCUCUCUUCCUGAAGCUUUCAUCUGUUGGAUUUACUCGCUCUUCUUCAUCUCAGGGUUUUUCAGUUUUCUGCUCAGUCUGGUUUGAUAUUUUACAGGUGAACAGCUGCUGCUCGAUUACUGACGGGUCUGAUUUCCUCUGUUUUAGUCAUAAAGUCCAAGUGUGUGGUUCUGUUCGCAGCAGGUCUGUUCAGGUCCUCCGGUCACCAAGUUCUUCUUCAUUUUUUAACCCUGGUCUUCAGGUCCUGGUGGCGCCAAAGGUGAGAAAGGGGACCGGGGCGAGAAAGGCUCAAGGGGGGACAUUGGUCCAGCCGGGCCGAAGGGAGAAGCGGGCUCCAGCUCUGGUUCUGGUUCUGGUUCAGCUCAGGGUGGAGGACGAGGACAGAAGGUAGAUCCUCCCGAGUGUCUGAUGGUGCAGGAAUGAAAAAUCACCUGAGAGUGUCUAACACACACACCUGUGUGUGUGUGUGUGUGUGUGUGUGUGUGUGUGUGUGUGUGUGUGUGUGUGUGUGUGUGUGUGUGUGUGUGUGUGUCGUUUCAGGGAGAAAAAGGAGUGAAGGUAUGAAGUUCUUUUUUUUACUCACCUCUGAACUCACUGAUGGGACCAGAACCUCUGACCCGGUUCAGGUUUCUGUAGUCACCCUCUCCCCGUGGUUUUCCUCACAGGGCAGCUCCGGGUUCGGAUACUCCGGUAACAAAGGUGACCGUGGGGCUCCGGGACCUCCGGGGCCUCCUGGGCCUCCGGGACCUGCAGCUGAGGUGGUUCGACUCGGUGACGGUUCUGUUGUGCAGCAGGUGUCUGGACCAGCAGGACCAGCGGGACCAGCUGGCCCAGAAGGGGUUCCAGGACCUGCAGGAGCUGAUGGAGAGCCUGUGAGUGCAGACGAGAGAUCUGGACUUUUGUUGAUUGGAGAUUAUUGAUUAUUAUAGUUUAUUAUAUCUAUAUUUGUGUGUGUGUGUGUGUGUGUGUGUGUGUGUGUGUGUGUGUGUGUGUGUGUGUGUGUGUGUGGUUUAUUGUAAUAUUGUAAGGUGUUAAGAUUGUAAAAUGAUUGAUCAGUGAUUGAUUUGAUCGGGUUUGUAUCUUUCAGGGGGAUCCAGGAGAGGACGGGAAAACUGUGAGCCUCGGUCUUUCUCCUUUAACAGACUGAUAUAAAACCAGGUUUUCAGAGGUACCCCCUUUUAAUUCUUCUUUUGCUCCGGUCUUCAGGGUCCUGCUGGGCCGAAAGGUUUUCCGGGCACCCCUGGAGGUCCUGGUCCCAAAGGCCAAAAGGUUUCCAUAAAAAGCGGAUCAUUAAAGGAGUCCGAACUUUGAGUGUUCUGGUUUGUUCUCACGGUUUCUCAUGUUCUCAGGGUGAAUCUGGAGCGGGUCAGCCAGGACCAAGAGGCCCUCCAGGUCCUCCAGGACCUCCUGGAUCUGGCACUGGUGACCGCCCAGUAAGUGAAUCCCUCACAUAUAUAUUGAUCAGGUUUUACUGGUUCUCGGCCGACCCCUCACGGUUCUGGUUCAUGUUUUGACAGACUUUCUUUGACAUGGAGGGCUCAGGGUUCCCGGACUUGGACAAAAUCCGGGUAAGGGGGACAGUCUGAACAGUUUUUGGUUUUAGUGUUUCCCACACAGCAUAAUAAGUGUGUAAUCUGUUCUCCAGGGUCUACGUGGUCCUCCAGGCCCCCCGGGCCCUCCAGGGCCUCCUGGGACUUCAGUUGCUCUGGGUGCUAAUGGUCCAGUAGCUUUUGGACCUCCUGGACCACCUGGACAGGAUGGAGUACCGGGUCUACCAGUGAGUAUUUGGACUUUUUUAGUCUAGUGUGACGGUCUCAUGGAAAACCUCCAGUCUGCUUUAGUGGACUUCUGAUCCUUUGGGGUCCAGUUCCAGGUCCUGUAAACUCUGAAUAACUCUGUGGGCCCUGUGUGUGGUUUUAGGGUCCUCCUGGUCCUCCCGGUGCCCCAGGUCCACCAGGAACCCAAGGAACAAAGGUGAGCGAUCACAGGUUGAGGAUCUUUCCUCCUGAUGCAGAUCAAACAUGAGGGUCCAGGUCCUCAUUUAUCAGCCGUGUGAGUCCUCAUUGAUCCACCUGAACCUGUUCUGAGGAACCAACUCUGAGCACUCUUACACUCAAACCCUAGUGGUAGAACAGGGGAACUACAACUAGAACCAUUAAAGGAUUCAGGCAUUUUUAAAGGGAUUGUUGAUACCAUAUAUGGUCAGUUGGAGGCGUGUCUGAAUGUAAAUGACCCUAACCAUGAUCGAGCACGCCAGGAAAGAACGGGCGGGAAUCAUCAUCACCGAUCACUGACGUGUGUGCGUACGACCGUGUCCAGGGUCCAGGUCUUUGAGGUCUAUCUGUACCCAGUAAAGUGGACCUGACUGGACUCUCUGGACCUCCUCAUGUCUCCUAAUUAGAGUGAGACUCAGUUAAAGCUCCAGCUGAGGAGUAAUACUCUGAGGGUCGUUGGAAAAUGAAAACUGGUCCGCUCAGAUGGUCUUGUGGUCUUUGUCUCUGCAGGGUGACGGCGGUGAGCUGGGUCUCCCUGGAGCAGCUGGAGAAAAGGUGAGCUGAGAUCUGGACCCUGGUUUUUUCAGACAUGAACAUGUAAAGACUUUUGUGGCGGGUGUAUCCGGAUAGAUCCUGUCCUCCGUGUUUGUCGCUUUCCUCUAGCAAGACUCGCAAGACUCCAACCCUUUCAGCAGCUUCUUCUCUUACUUUGCUCCGUCCUCUACGGUGUGUAAUGGGCUCAGGUACUGGGGGAGGGUCUCUGCUCCUGUGGUUCCUCUCACUUCUCCAUGAUUCUGGUUUCUAAUCCACAUCCUCCCGUCCACGCUGACCUUCUGUAACCCCUCAGUAGUUUUAGAAGAGAGAGAGAGAGAGAGAGAGAGAGAGAGAGAGAGAGAGAGAGAGAGAGAGAGAGAGAGAGAGAGCUCCUCUGUAGUUGGUCUGCACUGACUCCUGUCUUUGACUUCUUCAUGCACUACAUUAGUUCCACACUCCUCCACGUCUGCUGCUCCUCCUCCUUGGUUCUUCUUCUUCUCUUUGAUUCUUCUUCUUCUCUUUCGGUGUUCUCCUCCUCCUUGGCCCUCCUGCUCCUCCUCUUUGGUUCUUCUGCUCCUCUUUGGUUCUCCUGCUCCUCCUCUUUGGUUCUUCUCCUCCUCUUUGGUUCUCCUGCUCCUCCUCCUUGGCCCUCCUGCUCCUCCUCUUUGGUUCUUCUGCUCCUCUUUGGUUCUCCUGCUCCUCCUCUUUGGUUCUUCUCCCCCUCUUUGGUUCUUCUGCUCCUCUUUGGCUCUCCUGCUCCUCCUCUUUGGUUCUUCUCCUCCUCUUUGGUUCUCCUGCUCCUCCUCCUUGGCUCUCCUGCUCCUCCUCUCUGGUUCUCCUGCUCCUCCUCUUUGGUUCUUCUCCUCCUCCUUGGCUCUCCUGCUCCUCCUCCUCCUUGGCUCUCCUGCUCCUUAUCUUUGGUUCUCCUGCUCCUCCUCUUUGGUUCUUCUCCUCCUCUUUGGCUCUCCUUCUCCUCCUCUCUGGCUCUCCUGCUCCUCCUCUCUGGUUCUCCUGCUCCUCCUCCUUGGCUCUCCUGCUCCUCCUCUCUGGUUCUCCUGCUCCUCCUCUUUGGUUCUUCUCCUCCUCUUUGCUCUCCUGCUCCUCCUCCUUGGCUCUCCUGCUCCUCCUCCUCUCUGGUUCUCCUUCUGCGGUUCGAUUAACAGGAAUGUCUAACCGACUUCAGAAGUUCGUCAAAGACUCAGUGAAUUCUCGUGACCCACUUCUCCUCCCCACCUCAGGGUUCUCAGGGGGAUUCAGGAAGGCCAGGCACACCUGGACAGACUGGACUUGCAGGUCUCCCAGGUCCCAUGGGGCCAGUCGGACCCCCAGGACCUCCUGGACCCCCAGGUCCGCCGUAUCGUGUUGGAUUUGUAAGUAAAGUUUUUGAAGUCAUUUAGAUGAGUCCUGUAAAAACCACUCCAACAACCUGGACCAGGACCAGGACUGAGGACUAAAAAUGUCCCCCAUCUCUAAAGAGUCCUCUCUUUGUUCGGCCCACAGGGAAACGAGGUCGGGUUUGAAGGGACCGGUGGAGUAUCCGGCCCACCUGGACCACAGGUACCCUGUGAUCUGUACUAAAUAUUCCUGAGUCUUUCUUCCAGUCCGUACCUGACCUCCUGGUUUCCUGUUUUUCAGGGUCCACCUGGUGUUCCUGGACUCCCUGUGAGUACCUGUGAGACCAUGACGGUCCCUGUACUUUGAUAAUAAGAACUAAUGAAUGAAGGACCAUCCUUAAAGAUUAAAUCAAGUCUGAGAAAGUUCUGGUCUGACUGUGAAUCCUCAGGGUAAACCAGGUCUACCAGGCAGCCAUGGAAACAAAGGCUCAGAAGGACCUCGAGGACCUCCUGGGAUACCAGGACUGGACGGGUUCUCUGGACAGCCGGUAAAGGACCGGAUUAGAUCCUGGAUUACAGUUUUUUAGAGGCCCCUGUUUCACCUGUUUUUACUGUUCUUGUUUGAUUUCAGGGUCAAAAAGGAGACAGAGGAGACAGAGGGGACGCGGUGAGUCAUGUGAUGUUCAAACGCCAAUCAGAACCAAGCGGUUAUGACCAGCUCUUUUAAACCCCGCCUCCUCAACAAAAUGAUCUAUUCUUAAUCUAUUGUUAUUAUUAUUAUUGUUAUAAUGAUUCAUUAGACAUUAUAAUCAUUUUUAUUAUUAUUAUUUUCUUGAGUAUUAUUUUAAUUUAUUAUUAUUAUUAUUAUUAUUAUUAUUAUUAUUUUUUUAUUAUCUUUAUUUUUAUUAUUAUUAUUAUUUUAUUAUUAUUAUUAUCUUAAUUUUUGUUAUUAUUAUUAUUAUUUUAUUUUAUUUUAUUAUUAUCUUAAUUUUUGUUGUUAUUAUUAUUAUUAUUAUUAUUUUUAUUUUAUUUUAUUUUAUUAUUAUCUUAUUUUAUAUUAUUAUUAUCAUCAUUAUCAUUAUUAUUAUCUUUAUUUUUAUUAUUAUCUUAAUUUUUGUUAUUAUUAUUAUUACGUUGAGUUGUAAUGUGAAGUGUGUGUGUAUGUAGGAUCCGACCUCACAGUCAGACCCGUCGUGUAAAGGAGGGACUGUUAUCGGAGGUUUUGUUUUUAUACAUGUUUCAGGGUCUGCCGGGGCGAGACGGAGGGCCACCUGGACCUCCAGGGCCUCCAGGACCUCCAGGACCAGUGACCUACCAGACGAGUGAUGUAUGUGAAGUAGAGAUUGAGUAGUCCUUGUGUAGAUGGUAGAGUUUGUGCACGUACUUAUAUAGACUAACAGUCACGCCCGCUGGAUGUCUGAUCACCUGCACACUAACUGACCUAACUUUGUCUCGCUGUAGUAUAAUGACGUUUAUUGGAACGAAGGACUCCAGGUGAGUCCUCCCUAACCACGCACGCCAUCAUCCUCACUAAACUUCCACCAUACUGUCAAAUCUGUGUGUGUGUCUGUGUGUGUGCUCGCGGCGUUUCUCCUCUUCUUCACGUGUUCCUACUCUUUCUUCUUCAGGGUGGACUUCCUGGUCGAGCAGGAUUCCCAGUGAGUACCAGCCUCACCAGUACAUGAACAAAAACCAGUCAUGGGGAGAAAAUUAAAGGAGGUUGACGUGUUUUUGUUUUUGUGCAGGGGCCCUCCGGACCAAAAGGAGACAAAGGAGACUCUGGUCCUCCAGGAUACGCUCCUAAAGUAAGAGAAGCAGCAGUUAGUGAAACGUCCCUGAAGACGCUGUGAAGCUGUUCCUCUGCAGAGUUUUCAUCGAUCCCACCCUAAAAAACAAACUCAGGAAAGUGUUGUGGUGUUUUUUAUCCAGCGCUGACUGUAAACUUGUUCUGUUCAGGGACAGAAAGGAGAACCUGGGGUCAUCAUGGGGUCUGACGGGAGACCUCUGUACCUCGGGGGUCUGGCUGGACUGCCGGUAAACAAACUCUGAUAUCAUGAGGAAACAUUCAGCAGAGUCUUUUUCUCCUUUGACAUGACCGUGACCGUGUGGAUGUGUUUCUCUGCAGGGGGAUUCUGGACCUCCUGGCCCGACAGGACCUCCAGUACGUUCCUCUCUUAGAUCUCACACAUUCAGGGUUUGGGGGUCUGUCACUGCAUCAGGGUAAAGGAUCUUGUCUUUUCAGGGUCCGUACGGUCCUGCAGGUCAGAAGGGGGAGAUCGGACUCCCGGGUCGACCGGUGAGUCUGUUUGAUUCUGACCGGAGGAGUCUGAGCUGUCCUUAAACACACACACACACACACGUUUAUUAUGUCUGAGGUAUGUCUGCUGUGCUGCAGGGUCGACCCGGUCUGAAUGGGGCCCGAGGAGAGAAGGGGGACUCAGGCACUGGAUCUGGAUCUGGUUAUGGUUAUCCUGUGAGUGUCACAGUUUUUGGUUCAAGUCCCCAAAGUCUGAAUUUUAACCCUGAUCCUCCAGACCAUGUAAAUAACACACAGUGAUGAAUGUUCCUCAGGGUCCACCCGGCCCACCUGGACCUCCCGGACCUCCUGGAUCUUCAGGUCCCUACGACAGGCAUGGAGUGAGUGAAAACCCAAAGCGGUCUUUACUGCAUCAGAACAUGGAUCUAAAACCUGAAGCUGACUCUGUAAACUCUCUUUCAGGGAUACGAUGAUCACUCCAGACAUUACCCGGGUAACUCUCCUCUGAACACGUUUUUAUUCAGAUCCUCUGUUCAAUAAAAACACUUGAGUGUGAACACCAGAGAGAGAGUCAGGUGAGACACACAGGUGAGCAGGAGAAGGUCAAAGAUGGAGGUUCGAUUUUUCUUCUCUUUGUUUUUUAGCCACAAAAGGAGAGAAAGGAGAGCCUGGACCACCGGGGACCCUCGACAUCUCAGGUACAAACACCGUUUCUGUCAGAUCUUUGAGGGUUCCAGGAUGAAUCUAAAGGUGGUGUACGCUCUCUCUCUGUUCCAGGUUAUGGGUCGGUGGACUUCUACACUCUCAGGGUAAGGGUCCUCAGAGUCGUCCUCAUGGUCCUGUAGAUCCACGUUGUUGUGAGUCGUUUGUGUUUUUGGAUUUUUCAUCUUUUUUUUGUGUCCAGAACGAGCUGAAAGGAGAAACAGGAAGUCCAGGUCUAAAGGGAGAAAAGGGAGAACCAGCCGGAGGAUAUUAUGACCCCCGUUAUGGGGGGAGUGGAUUCCCAGGACCCCCAGUGAGACCCCCUUCAUUUUUAAAGCACAGAGCUCCUUCAGGUCUGAAGGUCCAAAUCUGAUUGUUUUCUGUCUUCGUCCCGCCAGGGCCCGAAAGGGGACUCCAUUAUUGGCCCACCGGGCCCUCAGGGGCCCCCUGGUUCACCUGGAAGAGGCUACGAUGGGCAGCCUGGACCACCAGGGCCCCCUGGACCACCAGGACCAUCCCUACCUGGAGCCUACAGAGGCACACAGAGUGAGUUAUGACCCUAAACGGAUAUUCCGGCGUUAAAUUAAGUCAUGGUCAAACACCGAGUUAGACCCCGCCCCCUCCAGAGAUGAAUGUUGUCGACCGCUUCCUUCUCUAGUUAUACCAACUUUAGUAACGACCGCAGGAUAGAAAUACAGAGAGACACGCCCCCAACCAAAACGCCACUCUAUAGCCACAAAUAAUGCUCAGAACAGCACCUAACUUCAUCAACAGGACAUACAGGGUCACAGACAUAGUACUAGACCUCUAAUGAUCUCUGUGAUUGACAGCCAUCAACAUUCCUGGACCUCCGGGACCACCUGGAGCACCUGGACUGCCUGGGCACUCUUCAGGGGUGAGACAUGUUGAAGUAUUCCUCUGAUCGAACAUGACGAUGACGAGUUUCUCUAAAGAAACUCAAACCUGCGUCCACACUCCCCAAAGUUCAAAGGUCAGAGUUUUUCUCGUUGAAGGUCACCGUUCUGAGGACGUACGACACCAUGACCGCCACGGCGCGGAGACAACCUGAGGGCUCCCUGGUUUACAUUCUGGACCAAACAGACCUGUACUUACGGGUCCGUGACGGCGUUCGUCAAGUACAGGUGAAACUUGACUCUGUACCUGAUGCAGAAGGUCAAAGUUCAUCAUCAUCAGCUGUUGGAUUAACCCCCUCUGUUGUUGUUGUUGUUUUUCAGCUGGGGAGCUACAUCCCUCUGCCCAACGUAGACGUGAGUCUGGUUCUCCUCUUCCUCUGAUCUGGAUCCUGAAACUGUCCCCGUUUGAAUCAAGUCUCCGCCUCUUUUUCAGGGUAAUGAGGUCGCCGCCGUGCAGCCCCCACCCAUGGUCCCCUACUCCCCGGACCUCCACUCACACACCGACACCUCUCAAAGGCAGCCGGAGAGUCCGGUCCACCACGGCACUGAGCAUCACUCUCAGCCAGACCAGCAUCAACCAUCCAACCCGGAUCCACGCUAUCCGACCUACCUCGACCCCAGAUACCAGCCGGACAACCGCUACCAGCCGGACCCUCGGUACCCAGCCCCCACAGACCCCAGGUUCCCCAGUUACUCAGACCGGCUGAACCAACCGGACAGCAGGUACACAACCGAGACUCGUCCUGCGUACCCGGACCCUCGCUACGCAGUCACCCCUCAGAGAAGACCGGCUCGUCCUGAACCCGAGACCCCGGUCCACCACCAUCAGUCAGGUCCAGGGGUAAGAGGACUUUAAGACCAUCAUAAUAGAUGUUGAUGGACUUCUGCAGAUCCUGGACUCAUGUUCAGUAUCUAUAAGAUCCAGUAAACCUGCACAGACAUCAGACCUUCUCUGUGUCCAUCUCUACGGAGAUAAAUAUGAACACUGUGAAAAAGGAAGGUCUGAAAACAAGAUAAAAACAAGAUAAAAACACUAGAUCUGAGGGCAAAGGUCCUAAAAACAAGAUAAAAACAAGAUAAAAACACUGAAAACAAGAUAAAAACACUGAAAACAAGAUAAAAACAAGAUAAAAACACUGAAAACAAGAUAAAAACAAGAUAAAAACACUGAAAACAAGAUAAAAACACUAAAAACAAGAUAAAAACACUAAAAACAAGAUAAAACACUGAAAACAAGAUAAAAACACUAAAAAUAAGAUAAAAACACUAAAAACAAGAUAAAAACACUGAAAACAAGAUAAAAACACUAAAAACAAGAUAAAAACAAGAUGAAAACACUAAAAACAAGAUAAAAACACUAAAGACAAGAUAAAAACAAGAUGAAAAUACUGAAAAGAAGAUAAAAACAAGAUGAAAACACUGAAAACAAGAUAAAAACAAGAUGAAAACACUGAAAACAAGAUAAAAACACUAAAAACAAGAUAAAAACACUGAAAACAAGAUAAAAACACUAAAUCUGAGGGAAAGGGUCCUAAAACAAGAUAAAAAAACAAGAUGAAAACAAGAUAAAAACAAGAUAAAAACACUAAAUCUGAGGGAAAAGGGACUAAAAACAAGAUCAAUGAUCUGUCCAUGCAGCAAGAUCAUUUCACUAAACAAGAUUUCUUGAAUGAAGAUUGUUCAGUCUAGAAAUAAUCAUGUCUACAAAUGUAUUUGGAAGAUUAAAGUCAGACAAACAUGCUGGUUUAAGAUCAGAUGAUUAAAAUGUCACUUUUCCAGCCCUAAAAUCAGUGAAAUCGACUAAAUCUAAUCAAUGACAUAUUUAUUUUUCUUCCUUUGAUCAAAUGAAGCUGAAGAUUAGUUCAACCAAAAAUAGAAAUGUAGAGAAAAAAUACCCAGUAUUAGUGAAGAAUGACUAAACUCUGUCUCAAUCCAAGCAGGCUGAUCUUGAAACAAGGCUUACUGAAUCUGAAAACAAGAUUCCUUUGGAUGAGACUAGAACUGAUUUGAACAGUUAUUUUUCUCAUGUGAAGAUUUCCUGACUAUUGGAGACAAACAGAAGAGAAGGUUGUUGGAGAGAAGAUUACAGUGGAAACUUAAAGACUUCAAAUAGAACAGAUGUUGUCUUCAAUCGUCCGGUCAAUAAUCGAACCUUUAAACCCAGAUGACUCCGUAUCUAGUCCUGUCUGCGGUUCAGAGAUCUAACGGUUCUGGUUUUUGUGGUUUCCACAGCUCCACCUCAUCGCCCUGAACACUCCUCAGACCGGUUUCAUGAGGGGGAUCCGCGGUGCAGACUACAUGUGCUUCACUCAGGCUCAGGCUGUGGGAAUGAAGGGAACUUUCCGGGCCUUCCUGUCCGCCAAACUCCAAGACCUCCACAGCAUCGUCCGAAAGGCCGACAGAGACCGACUGCCGAUCGUCAACCUGAAGGUAUGGAGGGAGGGAAUGAAGACAGAGUCCAAACCCGUCAUGGUUCACGUCUGAACUCUGAUUUCAUCUCUGUUCUCACUCUUAGGAUGAGGUCCUGUUCGAUAACUGGGACGCCAUCUUUAAUAAUGGCAGGAUGAAGGACGGCGUGUCCAUCUAUUCCUUCGAUGGCAAAGACGUGAUGAGUGACGCCACAUGGUAACCACAUCACUAAAGGAGAAGUUAGGUAAUAAACAUCUUCUCCAAGUUUUAUUUUCUCACACUGCUCUUUUCUAAAACGUCUCAGGCCAGACAAGAUGAUGUGGCACGGGUCCACCAGCACCGGGCAGCGCCACGUGGACAGCUUCUGCGAGACGUGGCGAGUGGGUGACCGGGCGCUGACCGGCAUGGCGUCGUCUCUGCAGGGCGGCGGCCUCCUGGAUCAGAGCUCCAGCAGCUGCUCCAGCUCCUACGUGGUGCUGUGUGUGGAGAACAGCUACAUCAGCCACUCCAGGAGAUAGAGAGAGAGAGAGAGAGAGAGAGACACACACACACACACACACACACACAGAUUCACUACAAACGGACAAACCCAUGAUGCUUUUGUCCGUCUUUGCGCCGUUUGCGGUGCGUGUAAAUAUGUUUUUUUUUCAUAUGCGUGAUGAUGUCAUGUCGGUUAGCCCGCCAUAUUCGGUGCUACACGGGAUUAUUCCACAAGUAGAACCCAAGUUAAGCUCAGGGGACAGACAGUAGCGCCCUCCAGCAGCCGUGUGGGAAGUUAGUGGGCCUGAGAAAAGGUCUGUGAGUUGGAAAAGCUUCUUUCUUCAGUUUUCAGUAUUUAUCCAAAUAUCCAAGUUAGCGCUCUCUAAAGAUUUACCCGUCACCUUCUGCUUUGAAAGUUUCAGGAUUGUUCAAACAUGUUUGAAUACUUUGAAUAAGACUCUACUUUAUGGAGAGUAGUUUAAAAAAAUAACUGUAAAGAUUUAAUAACCAAAGUGAAAAUGAAAAUGACCUGUUUGUCUGUCUUUAAGAAAACCAGCAGCUUUUUAAAAAAGAAGAGUUCUUCUCUAAAGAUUAUAAAAUAUCUUUCAAUGCAUGAUGAAAACAAAUUUUAACCUCCUUUUUUAUCCAUUUUCUAAUUUAAUAAUCCAAAAUAAUACCAGCAAAAGCAAUAAAGCUUAACUCAAUUUAAACAAUUUUCCCUUUCAGAUGGACUCAUGUCCUGUCAGAGUCAGAGUCAUAUCAGAGUCUGUGAUGGAGGACUAAAGAUGAAAACAUCGACUAUGUUCAAGUUUUUUUAUUCCUAAAAUGAAAUGAUGUGAACGUAGAAACAGACUAAAUGUGAGACUCAGUGAAGCAGUGUUACCUUUAAUUUUCAGGUAUAUGAAACUGUACAGUCAACCCGACAUUUCCUCCAAAAAAACAGAAAAUUAAGAAUCUUUGUUUGUAAAAUGUUUGUGUUUUUUUUUUACUUCUUUUACACUGAUUAUCUGUAACCACAGCACUUGACUAUCUGCUUAAUUUAGCUUCUUCCUUUCAUAGGAAAAUACUUUCAAAUCUUAUUUUCGUGUUAACAAAGGGAUAUUUAUUUUUUACAAACUGUGCCUUUUUCAGCUUCAAUGUGUGACGAUUACAUUCCCAUUUAAUCUUAAAACCAUGACGUGAACCUGACGGAGAGUUUAGGGCAGAAGUUUGUGCUCAGUCAUCGUAGCAGGAUUCAGCCGAAGUUUGUUUGUUUGUCCAUGCACUGUUGCUUUUUUAUUAUUUGUCUUUUUUUUUUACUCCAGAACAGAAAAUGUACUGCAGCAGGAAACAAACACUGGUCACAAACUGAAGAGGGUUUUUCUUUUUUCUCAGCAGUGCCAAAGUCAGAUUUCUGUUCACGUUUGCAGGUUUUUUAAAUCUGUUUUCUUUCUGUGAAACUCUGCAGCUCAUCGAAUAAACCAGUGUGGUUAUUGUUUAUUACGUUUGUGUCACCUGACUCUGCAGAUCAGCUGUUACUGUCAGCACACCUGUGACUCCUCUGAUUGGCCGCACAGAUGUCAUUAAUCAUUAAAUACACUUCACUAACCGUCACACACCGGCAUUGACAGCAGUGCGAUCAGCUGUUUUCUGUUUUUAUUAACUUGCACUCUCCUUUAAUCGAACCCCAGUGACAGUGAAGCUUUACUUUCUCCUGAACAUUAAAAACACAGCUCAAAACACAGUACAGCUCUUUUAAUCACAGUGUAUAAAACAGUAGAAAAUAGAAAAAUAUACAAAUCUUGACAUAAUUCCUGUAUGAUAUUUUAACAUCAGUAACAAAGAUAUGUGACUUUGUAACAUGAGGUUGAGUCCAAAGUGCGAUAGAAAAAGAAACACAGAAAAGUUCAAACCGCUUCACAGAAAUAAAUGAGAAAAGACCUGAUAUAUAUAAAUAUUUAAAACCCUUCAUGAGAAAAUCGAACAUUAAACCAGCUGAUGAGGUCUGAGCAGGAACCCUCAAACAGGACCCCCUUUGAGCAGCUUGUAGUUCAGUCCGAUCACAAGCGAGCAGAACUGACUGACGCCCACAAAGUCGCAGCAGAGGAUGUUGACUCCGCCCACUUCAAGCUCACCUGGCUUC